UAUCUUGUACUUUCCACGCCUUUCUGCUGUUUUCGUCAGUUGCAGUUUAAUCAUUACCAAACAUUUAGAAGUUUGUUUGUUUGUUUGUUUGUUUAUAUAAAUAUUCUCUAAAAACAAUGGCAGCGUCAAAUGCCGAACUUGUGCCGCGAGAAAGAAGUGGACACACGGCCGUGGUCUCAGAAAACACUUUAUUUGUGUGGGGAGGUUAUGUGUCAGCAGCUGAUCUUGAAGUUUUCCUCCCAAACAAUGAGAUCUGGUUGUAUGACCUGGACACUGGGUUAUGGAAUAGGUGUGACAUGAGUGGUGAAGUUCCACCACCUAUGUCAGGUACCUGUGGUUGCAAUCUAAAUGGAAUCAUGUAUAUAUUUGGUGGUUGCAGUGAUGAUGGUCAGACCAAUGAGCAUUAUUCUGUCAAUCUCCACAAUGGGAAUUAUGCAUGGAAGAAGCUGAGACAUUGUGCAGGGUUACUGCCGACACCCCGUGACAAGCUUUCCUGUUGGGUUCACAAAGGAAGGAUUAUUUACUUUGGUGGAUAUGGUCAUAAGCUUCGCAGUGAAAUCACCAACCCUGGCACUUUUGUUGUGGAUGAAACUUCUUGGGCUGAAGACAUCUUAUGGGGCUGGAACAGUGAAGUUCAUGUGUUUGACUCAGAUUCAAAAUGUUGGACACAACCACAAACUUUUGGGCAUGCCCCUGCCCCGAGGGCUGCCCAUGCCAGUGCCACCAUAGGUAAUAAAGGGUAUGUCUGUGGAGGACGAAUAAUGGAGACAAGAAUAUGUGACCUUCAUUGUCUGGAUUUAAAUACAUGGAUGUGGUAUGAAAUUGUUCUAACCAGCACACUUCCUUUGGGCCGAUCAUGGCAUACACUAAAUGCAGUUUCAGAGACAACGCUCUUUCUCUUUGGUGGACUUAGUGUGGAUUGCACACCCAUGAGUGAUGGUUGGAUUUUUGAUCUGAAGACAAAUCAAUGGGCAGAAAUUAAGCAUUCAAACAUGGAUAAACCACGGCUAUGGCACACUGCUUGUGUGGGAGGGAAAUCAGAUGUUAUUGUCUUUGGAGGAAGUCAUGAUUAUAUUCUUUUAGUGGACUCUGGUCAUUGCAAUGACAUUCUUGUGUUCCAAACCCAGCCUUACUCAUUAAUACGGUUAUGUGAGGACUUCAUUGCAAGCAAUGCCAAAAUGUUUCAGUCCGAGCUUGCAGGUUUACCACAUAAAUUAAUGUACAGUAUGCAGAAGAGGAUAACCUUUUUCAGAUCCAUAAAAAAAUCACAGAAUGUCAUCAAACCACUUGAGUAAUUUUGUCUGGAAAGACGAGAUGAUGUGUAGAACAUGUCUAUGAUGUAUAUGUCUAUGAUGAAUAUGUAGAAAAUGUGUAAAUUUGGGUAAGGUCUAGUAAAUAAUGUUAACUUCUUUUGAGGAAGUUUAACAUAUCGCCACUGUCAGGCGGAAUCCUCGUAUCUCCAAAACCGGUAUUUUUCAGGAAAUUAAAAAAACGCCGUACCUUAUCUGCAAUGCACAGGGUUUAGUCUGCGUUGCAUUGGAUUGUCUUGCGCUAAAUUCCUGUCCUCAGACGAGCACCAGAACUAGCGGGGGUCAAGAUUUUUUUUUCUUUGAGCCCAGUGUUUUGAAGACAUUUACCUCAGAAGACGUGUUGAUUCGUUGCGACUCUUCUUGAGGAGAAAUAUGCCGCAAAUCGGAGUGAGGAAGAGGUGGACAGUUGAAGUGUCCAAUGGAGUUAUGAGAUUUGCGCUCAAGCUAUUUUCAAGACUUUAGAUUGGUUAAUAACUUGUAAAAAUAACAGACCCACGUGGGGACUGACCAAUAGCAUCGAUAUGUGAAAAAAUAUGAAAUUGACCAAAUUUGGACAUACAAAUUUCCAAAAAAAAGUUUCCGCCCGACAGCGACGAUAUAGAGCUCUACUUCAUUGCACUCUGUUGAUUAUCACAAGGAGAGAGGGGAAAAAACUUUCUGAAAUAAAAAUAUAUUAUUUUGUGUGAAUUUACAUGAUAUUAGAGAAUAUAUAUUGCAAAUUAAGUUUUUUGCAAAUUAGGUUUUGAUUACUUACUUGCUUGGUUCAAACCAGUUUGUUUUGCAUUAAUGUGACUAAUGUUAUUAAUUAAAUUAUUAAUGUGUAAAAAGUUAUUGAUCCUCUGCACACUGACUUU
This is a messenger RNA of Tachysurus vachellii, 2164 nucleotides long. Its product is annotated as kelch domain-containing protein 1. The transcript is spliced from 13 exons. The record is from RefSeq and is a predicted model, not a curated record. NCBI's taxonomy places the organism in Eukaryota, Metazoa, Chordata, Actinopteri, Siluriformes, Bagridae. Gene Ontology annotation, molecular function: protein binding. Bases 117 to 1295 code for a protein of 392 amino acids.